GAGAAAAAAAUAUAUAUCUGUAUAUUUUUAAGUAUAACUAUAUGUGCAUAAACGAUCUAUUCAGAAUUUUAUAGACUUUUUCAAUUGAUUUGAAAGCAAACUAGACCUGUUUUGUUGAAACAAUGCUGCAUUUAUCAAGAAAUUUUUUACUGAAAGAAAAAAUAUUAUAUCGAUCUCUUCACAAAGCAUCAUUACAGGAAGAAUGGAUUGGUAUUGCUAAAAAAGAGCUUAAAGGAGUAGACCCGAUAGAAAAGUUGACGUGGAAAACACCAGAGGGUAUCAAUUUGAAACCAGUUUAUACCAGGGAUGAUAUAAAAGAUGUUGCUGAUGAAAUGCCUGGUGUUUAUCCAUUUACGCGUGGUCCACAUGCAACAAUGUAUACAUUUAGGCCUUGGACUAUAAGACAAUAUGCAGGUUUCAGCACAGUGGAAGAAAGUAAUCGAUUUUACAAAAAAAACAUAGCUGCCGGUCAGCAAGGGCUUAGUGUAGCAUUUGAUUUGCCUACACACAGAGGAUAUGACUCAGAUAACCCUCGUGUGCAUGGUGAUGUUGGAAUGGCAGGAGUAGCUGUAGACAGUGUUAAUGACAUGAAGGCUCUUUUUGAUGGUAUUGCACUGGACAAGAUGAGUGUUUCAAUGACAAUGAAUGGAGCAGUGUUACCGAUUCUUGCUAUGUAUAUUGUAGCAGCAGAAGAACAGGGAGUGUCACAGGAAAAACUUUCUGGCACAAUUCAAAAUGACAUUUUGAAAGAGUUCAUGGUCAGAAAUACUUACAUAUAUCCUCCGGAACACUCAAUGAAAAUUAUUGGAGAUAUCUUUUCAUAUACUGCUAAACAUAUGCCUAAGUACAACAGUAUUUCAAUAUCUGGAUACCACAUGCAAGAAGCUGGCGCAGAUGCAGUUUUAGAAGCUGCAUUCACAAUUGCUGAUGGCAUAGAGUAUUGUAAAACAGGUAUAAGAUCUGGUCUGGAUAUUGACAGCUUUGCUCCACGGCUUUCAUUUUUUUGGGGUGUUGGCAUGAACUUUUAUAUGGAAAUUGCUAAAUUUCGAGCUGCUCGCAAAUUAUGGGCAAAUUUAAUUCAAGAAAAAUUUCACCCCAAGAGUAGUAAAUCGCUGUUGCUAAGAACACAUUCUCAAACCUCAGGAUGGUCUCUAACAGAACAAGAUCCGUACAACAACAUUGUGAGAACUACAGUUGAGGCUAUGGCAGCAGUAUUUGGUGGAACACAGUCUCUUCAUACAAACUCUUUUGAUGAAGCUCUAGCUUUGCCUUCAGCUUUUAGUUCAAGAAUUGCAAGAAAUACUCAAAUUAUUUUGCAAGAAGAGUCAGGCAUACCCAAGGUGGCUGAUCCAUGGGGUGGUUCUUAUUUAAUGGAGAGUCUUACUCAUGAAAUAUAUGUUGCUUCUAGAAAGAUAGUUGAAGAGGUUGAAGAAAUGGGAGGAAUGGCAAAAGCUGUUGCAUCAGGUAUGCCUAAACUUCGAAUUGAAGAAAGUGCUGCUAAAAGGCAAGCAAGGAUUGAUUCAGGACAAGAAACUAUUGUUGGUGUAAACAAACAUAAGUUAGAAAAGGAAGAUCCUGUUGAUGUAUUGACUGUGGACAACACUAUGGUUCGACUGAGUCAAAUUGAAAAACUUAAGAUAUUAAGAGCAACAAGGGAUAGCGCUAAAGCAGAAUAUUGUUUAAAUCAAAUCACUGAAUGUUGUCGGACAUCCGAGGGAAAUUUGCUGGAUUUAGCUAUAAAGGCUUCAAGAGCUCGUUGCACAGUAGGGGAGAUAUCUGAUGCCAUGGAAAAAGUUUUCAAACGUCAUGUUGCAGCUGAUCGAAUGGUUAGCGGUGCUUACAAAAGUGAAUAUGGUUCUACCAAUGAAAUUGAAAAUGUUUUAGCACGAGCUAAGAAGUUCAACGAUCAGUAUGGUCGCCGCCCUCGCAUUCUUGUUGCGAAGAUGGGACAAGAUGGUCAUGAUCGAGGUGCUAAAGUUAUUGCUACUGGUUUUUCAGAUCUCGGAUUUGAUGUGGAUAUAGGUCCAUUGUUUCAAACUCCUAGAGAAGUAGCGCAGCAAGCCGUUGAUGCUGAUGUUCAUUCAGUAGGAGUGAGUACUCAGGCAGCUGGUCAUAAAACAUUAGUACCUGAUAUGAUUAAAUGUUUAAAGGAGAUGGGCAGAGGAGAUAUUGUGGUCGUCUGCGGAGGAGUUAUACCACCUCAAGAUUAUCCAUUCUUAUAUGAAUGUGGCGUUACUAGUAUUUUCGGACCAGGUACUAGAAUACCGCAAGCCGCUCUAAAGCUGCUAGAUGACAUCGAAAAAAAUCUUGAGUCAGAUUGAUUGAAUCGCAGAUUCCAUCUGAUCAACAUAUUGUGGUCUUGUUUUAUGUACUAUCUAAAAAAAAAUUUUUUAAUUAAAUAUAAAUAUUUGAUUUUGCA
This is a messenger RNA of Hydra vulgaris (swiftwater hydra), 2419 nucleotides long. RefSeq names its product methylmalonyl-CoA mutase, mitochondrial. The record is from RefSeq and is a predicted model, not a curated record. Lineage: Eukaryota; Metazoa; Cnidaria; Hydrozoa; Anthoathecata; Hydridae. Gene Ontology annotation, molecular function: metal ion binding; cobalamin binding; methylmalonyl-CoA mutase activity. Gene Ontology annotation, cellular component: cytoplasm; mitochondrion.